Puccinia graminis f. sp. tritici CRL 75-36-700-3 is the source of this 567-nucleotide messenger RNA. RefSeq lists its product as uncharacterized. Bases 1 to 567 code for a protein of 188 amino acids. The record is from RefSeq and is a predicted model, not a curated record. The transcript is spliced from 2 exons. NCBI's taxonomy places the organism in Eukaryota, Fungi, Basidiomycota, Pucciniomycetes, Pucciniales, Pucciniaceae.
AUGGCUGAGGCUGGCAUACACUUCAGCUCUUUUGUGGCGGCUGUCGGCCGGUUCUCCCACCGUGCCAACGUGGCUCUUAGCCUCAAGCUUGGAGAAGAAGCGAUUAUUGAAGGUGCUCGCGAUCCACCCCCCGAUGAAGCCGUUGUUCCACCUGUUGCUCCAGAUCUAGCAGACACCGAGUUGGCUUAUUUAGUGAAUGUCGAAACACCCAAUCUUGCGAAUGCCGAGUUACCUGAUUUGGGCAAUGUCGAGUUACCCAAUCCCGCACAAAUCGAUGCCGUUUAUCCAAAUUUUCCUCCGGUUGCGCCGCCGCCAGUCAAAGAAGCCAGAGAAGAGCGCAAUCCUUCACCAGCAGCCAAUUUCACCAUGAACGAGUUCCUCAGCUUGUGUCACAUCGAUAGUCAGAAUGUCCAAAUUCAAGGUCUCUUGGAGCGACACUUGAUAUCCCAUUGGCGUGCUUUUGUUGGAUUAUCUUCUGAUAGAUUAGAACAGCUUGGAUUUCCCUUUGGCCCAAGUGCUUUGAUCGCUGCCGGUACUUUAAGAGCCAUCAAUCAAACAAUUGGCUGA